Egretta garzetta (little egret) is the source of this 3741-nucleotide messenger RNA. RefSeq names its product interleukin 4 receptor (gene IL4R). Gene Ontology annotation, biological process: cytokine-mediated signaling pathway; production of molecular mediator involved in inflammatory response. Lineage: Eukaryota; Metazoa; Chordata; Aves; Pelecaniformes; Ardeidae. Gene Ontology annotation, cellular component: membrane; external side of plasma membrane. Gene Ontology annotation, molecular function: cytokine receptor activity; protein binding. The transcript is spliced from 9 exons. The record is from RefSeq and is a predicted model, not a curated record. Bases 44 to 3229 code for a protein of 1061 amino acids.
AUUUCAGCACAGCUCAUCCUGCUGAGCCUGGCCAGUGUCGGUGAUGGCAGGACUCCCGAGCGCCGUGCUGUGUACCCUGUGGAUCUUUUUCUUUUCGUACACAACCAAUGAAGCAAUGGCUGCAGGGCACGUCCAGGAAUUUGCAUGCUUCACCGACUAUGACAAAGAGCUGGUUUGUCACUGGAAGGUGCCUGCGCACAUCAAUUGCUCCAAAGAAUUCCUGCUCUACUACAGGAAGGAUUUUUUUUCACCGACCUACGACAGGAAGGAUUUUUCUUCGCUGUCAGAUCACGUGUGUUUUCCCGAGAAUGGAAAAGAGAGUUUAAGGUGCUCUUGCACAAUACAUCCGGAUUAUUUUGUAUCAGGCCUCACAUAUAUUCUAGCUCUGCAGUUCAAUGGGACAGAUGUGUGGCACUACAGUGUUACACCAGCCCUGGUUGUUAAGCCAAGGGCCCCCAAAAAUCUUGCCAUUAAGAAAGUUGAAAAUGGUAAUUUCAAUCUGAGCUGGGAGGAGAGCUACUCUCCUCCAUCCAUGCUCACUGGACAGCCGGUCAUCUAUGAAGUGAAAUACUGGAGGAAGCAGCACCCGACAGAGGUUUCUGUAAAAGCAAUUAACUACCAGGCAAAAAGCUUUGAAAUUACUGCAAGCUCCUUGAGGAGAGGCUAUGAUUAUGUUGUGAGUGUAAGGUGUAACUAUACAGACUACCCGGCCUACUGGAGCGAAUGGAGCGAGGAAGUUGAAUUUCACUACGAUUACCAAGUAACGGCUGAAGACGUUCUGCAUAUGGCUGUUCCUGUGUCCUGCAUACUGAUCAUGGCAGUGUCUGUAAUCUGUUACUUCUGUUUUACCAAAGUGAAGAAAGAAUGGUGGGAUCAAAUCCCAAAUCCAGCAAAGAGCCAUUUGGUCGUAAAAAACGUCAAGCUUUCAGUUUUGUGCUACAUUGAUGAAAUUAAGUUCCCUUUCCAUGACUUAAAGCAGAGUCAGAUGGAAAACCAAAUAAGUUGCAAGAACUGUCUGGCUCAAAGCUUGUCAAGCCAGAACUUCAAGGGAAAAGAUAACAUCGGAAAUGUUGAGAAAUCUUGCAGUUGCCACAGCAAGACUGGAGAGUGGUUUCCAAAAGGCAGCAGUGCAGUUUUAACCCCUGAGACAAUUCUGGUCGAAGAGUCUAUAGAAAUCUGUGAAUGUUCAACAGCCAUUGAGGCUGAAAGCCAGGAAGAGACAAGUGACCAGAUCACCGCGUUUGAGCCUUGUGAGAGCAGCAUCGGUGCUUUCAGAGAGCACACUGAACACAACGAUGCGCUAGCUAGCAUGUUUAUUGAGCUCCUGGCAGAUGAAAACAACAUGCAAGACAAUAAAGACCCAGACAGCACCACAGGUGAGAAUAAAACCUUUGAGAAACUUGAGUCACAAAAUCCAUCACAGCAUAAUCCAAAAGAAAGCGCAGCCCAGAGUCAGCAGCCAUGUGAUACUUCUCAUACAGUCUCCCUUUCCACCAAAGCCUCUCAAGAUGACUACAAUUGUAGUACAGCCAGCAAGAAGUCAGAACAAUCAGAAGAAUCCUUUGAAUCUGGCUAUCGGAGCUCCAGCAUAAAUUCUGCUUCUCUGGAUACAAGAGAUCUGGUUCAUCAAAGCCUUUUUCCAUGCAGUUCUGAAAGUCAGCAUGACUUGUGUGUCCUGAUCCAGGAAUCUCCAAAUAAACCAUCCUUUGGGACCAAGAAAGACAGAACAAGCAACCCUGCACACAAGAGUUUUGAUGCCCUUGUGUCUCCAUCCAUGGAGUUGUGUAGCUCUGCCUACAAGAGCUGUGACACCCUCAUGUCUCCACCCGUGGAGCCCUGUGGUUCUGCCUACAAGAGCUUUGAUACUCUCGUGUCUCCAUCUGUGGAGCCCUGUGGUUCUGCCUACAAGAGCUUUGAUACUCUCGUGUCUCCAUCUGUGGAGUCCUGUAGUUCUGCCUACAAGAGCUUUGAUACUCUCGCGUCUGCAUUCAAGGAACCAAGUAGCUCUGCCUAUAAGAGCUUUGAUACCCUUAUGUCUCAGUCCACGGCUAACAGUAGCCUGACUCCAUGUUCUGAAAAUGUGUGCUCCUCACCACCUUUGACAGAGUUUUUAGAGACACCAGAACAUAGCUGCAGAGAUCAAAUUUAUCAUCCCCCUAGCAAUCAGACAUGUUACACCAACUACGGAUUGCCCUGCACUGAGCUUGAUUUUCGAAGCACCCGUUCAGAACAGACUGCUUUUCCAUCUUGCUCCACAUAUGCAAAUGACAGUGCGUCAGCUUUCCUACCAGGGGAAGAAAUACGUAAGCAAGUAACAUAUCAAAAUGUUCAAAAGGAAGCCAAUAUAAUUUCUUGCCCCAUCAGAUCUCAACCGUCUGGUUAUCAACCUUUUGAUAAUGCAGUUAAAUGUAACAGUACAUACUGUGACAAGGACAGUGAGGUUAUCUCUGGGUCACUAUAUGAACCCUUCGUUCGUCUUUUGUACAACAACUUGAGAGAAGCACCCCCAGAUACCAUCAUCUGUGAACCUGGCCAGAGGAGAGAUGACCACAUAUGUUUGGUUGUACAGGAUUUUGACUGCAGCGUUGCCCCAGGUUUAGCCUCUAGUGACAGUGCCACACAGACCAGUGACAGCAGCCUUUGGAUCAUCAACUCCAGUGAGCUGUCUAGUGAUAGCAAAGAUGAAAAUACCAGCAGAGACAAACAGCUCUUGCAUUCGUUGGAGCUGAACUGUCAGGAUUUUAACAGCGGAGAAAGAACUAUCAAGGGGACGAAACCUAACGGCUUUAACUGUACUGGCAAAGGAAUGCAAGAGAGCAGCAGUGACAGACUAAAGGCCGACCUUCACCGCCACAUGCACACCCACUUGGGGGAACUUGGAAAUGCAGGGGAAAAUAAAGAGGCAAUAAAGCACGCGGUAGGCAGGAGGUGUGGCUCAGCAGGUGGCCUACCAGAGGAGUCAUUAGGCAGCAUCGGGCUGACCUUAGAAAGAAAAACUGCAGAGCCCCUGGAGCUCCUGGUCUCAGAGGAGUUGUCAACCCCUCUUUUUGUGGAUAAUUCCUGCCCUUCUGAUUCUCACACCAUUCACAGCGAGGGUUCCAGACUGGCACCUGCAGUUAAAAAAGGACCAGUAGAACUGAUGAAGGAAAACAACAAGAAGAAUGAGAAAAAAAUGAAACUUGUACAAGCCCUUGUACAGGAGGACAACUGCUACAUGAAGGUAGCCUAGCCACACGUGCCAAGACAGAGCCAAACCAGCCUGUGGACAUAAACUGUAUGGCAAAUUGAAAUGUUGCUCGUUCUUCCAGUCUUCCCAGAAGCGAGGGCUGCUGCGGCUCAGGCAUGGAUUCUGUGGGUUGUAACACUCGUGCCUGCUGCAGGGCCUGCAACCAGUAUGUGAUGCAGGCCCCUGGGGAACAGCAGGGGUUAGCACCUAGCAACUGCAGCUACAGCUCUGUCGGGGGACGAAGCCAGAGCUAAAGCUUCUCUGGCCGUGACUGUUCUCUGGAAGUGAGCAGCAGCUGCGUAACGUAGGAUUCCUUAGUACGGCUCCUGUAGUUGCUGCCUCGGCUGGGUGCCUUGCUCGGGAAGCACAGCGAGGUGAUGUGGGAGGUGCCAACACACCCGGGGUGGGAGGUGGGUGCAGCUCAGAGGGGAAGUAACUGGGGCUGGCAGCAUCACACAGCUUCUGUAGCAUAUUUACUGGGGGGCGGGAAGGGGAGCGCCUGUGCCUCGCCCCAG